This is a messenger RNA of Lentinula edodes (shiitake mushroom), 534 nucleotides long. RefSeq lists its product as uncharacterized. Gene Ontology annotation, cellular component: cytosol. NCBI's taxonomy places the organism in Eukaryota, Fungi, Basidiomycota, Agaricomycetes, Agaricales, Omphalotaceae. The record is from RefSeq and is a predicted model, not a curated record. Gene Ontology annotation, biological process: isoleucyl-tRNA aminoacylation. The coding region runs from base 1 to 534 and encodes 177 amino acids. Gene Ontology annotation, molecular function: isoleucine-tRNA ligase activity; ATP binding. The transcript is spliced from 5 exons.
AUGAGCAAGUCACUAGGAAAUAUCGUAAGCCCUUUGAUGGUCGUUCUGGGAGGAACUAUUCUGGAUACGACGACUUCAAUUUUGGCGCCAAUCCUUCCUCAUUUGGCUGAGGAAAUACAUCAGCAUCUGGCUCGUGAUCAGAAUCUUCAUCCGAAAUCGAAAUCUUUCUUUGAGAAAGGUGGGAAACCACCAGAUCUGGAAUGGGAAGAUUACGCAGCAGCGAAGGAUAUGAGUUAUCUUUUGAAGAUCAGGAAGGCGGUUCUGGGCUUAUUAGAGGAAGCAAGGGGGCAUAAAAGAGUUAAAAGCUCCCUAGAAGCGGGGGUAGACAUCCUGCUGCCAAAAAAGGGAGGGAAUUAUCCUGUUGUGGAACUACUGAAACGAGAAGAACAAAUACUCAAAACAAAAACGCUCUUCAUCACUCCGGAUGCAUGUCUGUUCGACGAAGGCUCCCUCGGAAGUGGUUCACAGUCCUCGGCGUGGGUAUACACAGAGUCACUGGACCUUGGGGAAGAUUUCGGUUUUAUGGAGAGCUAG